AAAAAGGCAAAACCGGGAAGGACGGAGAACAACCAAAGGUCCAAAGUGACACUUGACUGUUGCUAAUGGUAAGUUGAGAAUCGAGAUACAAAUCAUUAGCAGAAAAUUAAACUAAUUUAAAUACAUUAUCACAACGGUCAACUGUAGUGAAAUGGAGAAGCUGUAGAUCCGCAUAGAUAUUCAGAUUCCGCCGGUAGUGAAAUGGAGAAGAAGCUGAAUAAUCCACUCGAAUGGCUAAAUCUGAUGGUGUCAGAGCCUUACUAUCUCUUCCAUUUCCUCGCUUUCUUCUCUUAUUGUGUCGUUCGCAGCUCCGCCUCUCUCAUCCUCUCUCCUCAAAUCAUUCACCAUCUCUUUUAUCGGGAGAUUCAAGCGAUUUUAGCUCUCGCUAUUCUAGCUUCUGUUAAGGUCGUGAAAGAAGAAACAUGGGAGGCCUUUAUUGCUGAUAUGCUGUUUUUUGCAAAGCUUCUUCUUCUUGUUGUAUCUUUGAUGUUGGAUUACCAGUUGGCUCUCUGGUACAUGGUGUUAUUUUCAGUUAUAUAUAUCUUAUCACAACAGCCUGCCUUUCCAGGAUUAGGUUCUUCAAGUAAAUUAACACCACUUCAAUUAGAAACCUUGCUGACAGAAGGGAGUGAAUCAAGAUUCUGGUUGGUAGAAUUUCAUGCUUUCUGUUCAUCUGCUUGUAUCGUUGCAAGUCGGUGCUUUCCCGAGCUCUCAAUUACAUACUCCAACAAGAAGUUAUCAUUUGGAACAGUUGAUCUUGGACUCUUCCCAAAUGCAGCAGAAAAAUUUGGAAUAUCUCUUAGUGGGGGGAUGAGCCAGCUUCCUACUUAUAUAUUAUUUGAGAAUAAUGCUGAGGUUACACGCUUUCCAGAGUGGGAUUUUGCAACAAAAUCUUCACAUCCUUCUGUCAAUAAGAGAAUUAUUUGCAAACAUUUUGAACUCGAUAGGCGUCUUCUUGAAUAUAUCAACAGUAAAUAGAUACUGCAAGUAGAUUUUUGCUGGCUGAUUGGAAAUUUACUGGCUUGAGAUUCCUCGGUCUCUCCAGAACACAACAAUGUUAGUGGUAAUCAUUUUGAACUUUUUUUUGCUUUAAAUUUUUGUUAUCCUUUGAAAAUGAAAACUUGUUUACAAUUUAUAUACUGCCCAAUAUAGACAUUUUUUUUUACCCCUCCAAUAUACAAUUUGUAAACUUGCUUUAAAUUUGAUAGCAGUUGUAAUGCUAGUUUAUAUGUUGGCUUAUUUUUGUGAGAAUGAACGAUUAUCA
Jatropha curcas is the source of this 1264-nucleotide messenger RNA. RefSeq names its product Thioredoxin superfamily protein. The record is from RefSeq and is a predicted model, not a curated record. NCBI's taxonomy places the organism in Eukaryota, Viridiplantae, Streptophyta, Magnoliopsida, Malpighiales, Euphorbiaceae.